UACUUGUUUUAUCCGCAGUGUGUUGGUCCAGUACUCAUGCUUGUUGUCUUUUAUUAGUGCCAUUGGUGGAUAUGAAAUCACUGCUUCUUGGUUUAGCGUAAAAGGUUUCGUAAACAUGGCUAUGAAACGAAAAGCGGAUGCAUCAGUGCCUGUAGAAGAGAGUGACCAGCUGCUUAUAAGACCACUAGGAGCUGGUCAAGAGGUGGGCAGGUCAUGCAUCAUCCUGGAAUUCAAGGGUCGUAAGAUCAUGCUGGACUGUGGCAUCCACCCUGGAUUGGAGGGCAUGGAUGCUUUGCCUUACAUUGAUUUGAUAGACCCAGCUGAGAUUGAUCUGCUCCUCAUCAGCCAUUUCCACCUGGAUCAUUGUGGAGCCUUGCCAUGGUUUUUACAGAAGACAAGUUUCAAAGGGAGGACUUUCAUGACUCAUGCCACCAAAGCCAUAUACCGCUGGUUACUUUCAGACUAUGUGAAAGUCAGCAACAUCUCAGCAGAUGACAUGCUAUAUACAGAGACUGACCUAGAAGAAAGCAUGGACAAGAUUGAGACCAUCAACUUCCAUGAAGUGAAAGAGGUGGCUGGCAUCAAGUUUUGGUGCUACCAUGCCGGUCAUGUUUUGGGUGCCGCCAUGUUCAUGAUCGAGAUUGCUGGAGUGAAGCUGCUGUACACAGGAGAUUUCUCACGUCAAGAAGACAGACAUCUUAUGGCAGCUGAGAUUCCCAGCGUCAAACCAGACAUUCUCAUUACAGAGUCAACAUACGGCACACACAUCCAUGAGAAGAGAGAGGAGAGAGAGGCUCGUUUCUGUAACACAGUUCAUGAUAUAGUGAACCGCGAGGGCCGCUGUCUGAUCCCUGUCUUUGCUUUGGGUCGAGCCCAGGAACUGCUGCUCAUUCUAGAUGAAUACUGGCAGAAUCACCCUGAACUCCAUGACAUUCCUAUUUAUUAUGCCUCCUCCCUGGCAAAGAAGUGCAUGGCUGUGUACCAGACCUACGUGAACGCCAUGAAUGACAAAAUUCGCAAGGCCAUUAACAUAAACAACCCCUUUGUCUUCAAGCAUAUCAGCAACCUCAAGAGCAUGGACCAUUUUGAUGACAUUGGUCCUAGUGUGGUGAUGGCAUCUCCAGGUAUGAUGCAGAGCGGUCUAUCCAGAGAGCUGUUUGAAAGCUGGUGCACAGAUAAGAGAAACGGUGUCAUCAUAGCAGGUUACUGCGUGGAAGGAACUCUUGCCAAGCAUAUCAUGUCUGAACCAGAGGAGAUCACCACAAUGUCAGGACAGAAGCUUCCAUUGAAGAUGUCCGUGGACUACAUCUCCUUCUCUGCUCACACAGACUACCAGCAGACCAGCGAGUUCAUCCGAGCUCUGAAACCUCCUCAUGUGAUCCUAGUUCAUGGAGAGCAGAAUGAGAUGGCUCGACUGAAAGCUGCCCUGAUCAGAGAGUAUGAAGACAAUGAUGAGGUUCACAUUGAGGUGCACAACCCUCGUAACACUGAGGCCGUCACACUGAACUUCAGAGGAGAGAAACUGGCGAAGGUGAUGGGCUCUCUUGCGGAUAAGAAGUGUUCACAGGGCCAGAGGGUCUCCGGCAUUCUGGUCAAAAAGAACUUCAAUUAUCACAUCCUCUCUCCCUCUGACCUCUCCAAUUACACUGAUCUGGCUAUGAGCACAGUGAAACAGACUCUAGCGAUUCCCUUCACUGGUCCUUUUCCCCUGCUGUUAAGUCAGCUACGCCACUUGACAGGUGAUGUGGAGGAUAUUGAAACGGCAGAGAAAAACACUCUAAGAGUGUUUAACAGCAUCACAUUGAAUCAUGAUAGCAACAUGGUUGUGUUGGAGUGGGUUGCCAACCCAUUGAAUGACAUGUAUGCUGAUGCAGUCACCACAGUGGUCUUGGAAGUGCAGUCAAAUCCCAAAGCACAGAAAGUCAUUCAGCCCCAAGAAAAGAAGUUGGACGUGAAUGUUUUCCAGAACAGAUUACAGAAAAUGUUCCAAGAUAUGUUUGGAGAGGAGUGUGUCGACUUCAACGAUAAGAACAGUCUUUGUGUAAGUGUAGAUGGGAAGACGGCUUACAUUAACCUGGAAACCAGAAAUGUGGAGUAUGAGGAGGCCAGUGCAGAAGAUGAUUCUCUCAGAGAAAUGCUGGAACUCGCUGUACAGAGGCUCUAUGAAGCCAUGAACCCUACGAUGUGAGAUGGGCAAAUGUCUCGGGCUCUUCAUUCCUCUCAAGAACUUUUGUUUUUAGACUCCAUAUUGAAUCCCCUGCAAUCAAAUGUUGAACCACUUAGCGGCUCACCCAGACUGAUGACAUCAAAUGUUGAACUGGCUGAAGCAUUUCAGAGGAUUUUGGUAAUUUCAAAAUGAAAUUGAAAUGAAAACAGUGCAGAGAGACAUGGAUGCAGGUCUGGAGUUGCUGCUCCAAUAAUACGUAGCCAUACGUUUUUUUUUUAUUGUACAUUUUCUAUGUUUAAGAUUAGGAACUAUAAAUUCUUUAUGAUCAUUGUGCUGAUUUAAUAAAAGAGGUCUUUAAGCCAGGUUGAGCUUGAAUUAAAUACACAACUUACAUUUAAGGGCAACAUUUUUAUUUAAAAAUGAAAGCUGGCAAAAUACACCAAGCAAAGAACUAAACUCAGCAAAAAAAGAAACAACCCUUUUUCAGGACACUGUAUUUUAAAGAAUUUUGUAAAAAUCCAAAUAACUUUACAGAUCUUUAUUGUAAAGGUAUUAAACAAUGUUUUCCAUGCUUGUUCAAUGAACCAUAAACAAUUAAUGAACAUGCACCUGUGGAAUGGUCGUUAAGACACUAACAGCUUACAGAUGGUAGGUAAUUAUUGUCACAGUUAUAAAAACUUUGGACACUAAAGAGACCAAGGGUCCCUGCUCAUCUGCAUGAACGUGCUUUAGGCAUAAGGACUGCAGAUGUGGCCAGAGCAAUAAAUUGCAAUGUCUGUACUGUGUCGCCUAAGACAGCGCUACAGGGAGACAGGAAGGACAGCUGAUCGUCCUCGCAGUGGCAGACCACGUGUAACAACACCCGCACAGGAUCGGUACAUCCGAAUAUCACAUGUGGGACAGGUACAGGAUGGCAACCACAACUGCCUGAGUUACACCAGGAACGAACAAUCAUCAGUGCUCAGACUGUCUGCAGUUGGCUGAGAGAGGCUGGACUGAGGGCUUGUAGGUCUGUUGUAAGGCAGGUCCUUGCCAGACAUCACUGGCAACAAUGUCGCCUAUGGGCACAAACCCACCUUCGCUGGACCAGACAGGACUGGAAAAAAGUGUUCUUCACUGAUGAGUCGCGGUUUUGUCUCACCAGGGAUGAUGUUCGGACUCAUGUUUAUCGUCGAAGGAAUGAGCGUUACACUGAGGCCUGUACUCUGGAGUGAGAUCGAUUUGGAGGUGGAGGGUCCGUCAUGGUCUGGGGCGGUCACAGCAUCAUCAGACUGAGCUUGUUGUCAUUGCAGGCAAUCUCAACGCUGUGCGUAACAGGGAAGACAUCCUCCUCCCUCAUGUGGUACCCUUCUUGCAGGCUCAUCCUGACAUGACCCUCCAGCAUGACAAUGCCACCAGCCAUACUGCUCGUUCUGUGCGUGAUUUCCUGCAGGACAGGAAUUUCAGUGUUCUGCCAUGGCCAGCGAAGAGCCCAGAUCUCAAUCCCAUUGAGCACGUCUGGGACCUGUUGGAUCGGAGGGUGAGAGCUAGGGCUAUUCCCCCCAGAAAUGUCUGGGAACUUGCAAGUGCCUUGGUGGAAGAGUGGGGUAACAUCUCGCAGCAAGAACUGGCAAAUCUGGUGCAGUCCAUGAGGAGGAGAUACACUGCAAUACUUAAUGCAGCUGGUGGCCACACCAGAUACUGACUUUUAGUUUCUGUUAGUCACAUGUCUGUGAAACUUGUUCAGUUUAUGUCUUAAUUGUUGAAUCUUUUUGUGUUCAUACAAAUAUUUACACGUUAAGUUUGCUGAAAAUAAAAGCAGUUGAAAGUGA
Myxocyprinus asiaticus (Chinese sucker) is the source of this 3978-nucleotide messenger RNA. RefSeq names its product cleavage and polyadenylation specificity factor subunit 3-like. Gene Ontology annotation, molecular function: RNA endonuclease activity; 5'-3' exonuclease activity; RNA binding. Bases 116 to 2188 code for a protein of 690 amino acids. Gene Ontology annotation, cellular component: mRNA cleavage and polyadenylation specificity factor complex. The record is from RefSeq and is a predicted model, not a curated record. Lineage: Eukaryota; Metazoa; Chordata; Actinopteri; Cypriniformes; Catostomidae. The transcript has 18 exons. Gene Ontology annotation, biological process: mRNA 3'-end processing by stem-loop binding and cleavage.